This is a messenger RNA of Pelodiscus sinensis (Chinese soft-shelled turtle), 1441 nucleotides long. The record is from RefSeq and is a predicted model, not a curated record. Lineage: Eukaryota; Metazoa; Chordata; Testudines; Trionychidae.
AUGCAACUCAGAAAAAGUCAAUGUGAUACUUCUGGCUGGAUUAAGUACUUUGGCACAGGAAAGCAGCUAGUUGUUUCUGAUACAAAAGCAAAAUUUGAUCCUCAGAAGAUCCAGAUCCUGUCUCCUACUAAACAAGAAGGGAAAGGAACACACAUAUGCCUCAUUGAGGAUUUUUUCCCAAAAGUUAUUAACGUGAAUUGGGAAGGCCCGAAUGCAGAGAAAAAUGCAAUACGUGGGGAAAUUUGGUCCCCGAAUGACGAUAAAGAAUCAUACUCAGUGACUAGCUGGCUGACUAUGGAUGAUCCUGACCAGUAUAAGUGCACAUAUAAACAUGAAAGCACAGAAGGUUCUGUCUCUCUCCGAUCCCAAGAUACAAAAGCAAAACUUGAUCCUGAGAAGAUCCAGAUCCUGUCUCCUACUAAACAAGAAGGGAAAGGAACACACAUAUGCCUCAUUGAGGAUUUUUUCCCAAAAAUUAUUAAGGUGACUUGGGAAGGCCUGAAUGCAGAGAAAAAUGCAAUACGUGGUGAAAUUUGGCACCGGGAAGACAAUACAGAAUCAUAUUCAGUGACUAGCUGGCUGACUGUCGAUGAUCCUGACCAGACGUAUAAAUGCAAAUAUGACCAUGAAAGCAGAAAAGGUGUUGUCCCUCUCGAAUCCCAAGCACCUAUCCUUCCAGACAACCAGAUAGUGCCUUCAACCACAACAGGUUGCAUCCACAAAACUGAGAAUGUCACCACACCUUCCACAGAUUAUGAUAUUACAGAGAGUUUAACGCACACAACUGCAUAUUUCGUAUACAUCCUCCUUCUCCUGAAAAGCACCAUGUACUACAUCAUCGUACUCUUCUUCAUGUACAGAAUGAAAAGUUCAAGCAAACGACAUGGAAAGAAACCCUGAACUUCUCCUUCAGCCUUCCAGCCUCAACAUCUGUGUCUGAAAGUUACUUUGCUUGUGAACAGGUUUAUGACCAUGAAACACCUUGCUCCACAUAUUAAGAUAUGCUUUGAGUUUGAGUUUGUUGGUUAUUUCUUUAAUUAUAGCAUAAGAAGGCUUCUUCUGCUUGGGGCCUAACAGUUUUACAGUUGGUCUUUUUUAUCAUUUUAAUUUUGCAACUAUUGAAUUUCCUAGAUUAUACUCCUUGGUUUCAGUGGGAAUUCUGCCUCACAAAGCGGGGCAGGAUCCAUCUCGUAGGCUCCUCUACUGCAAAAACACUUGUGCACACAAAGAACGUUUUGGAUCUGGGCAGCCCAACAGCAUGCAGUAAAGUCUGUGUGAAAACUCAGCCCCAUACAUAUUUGCAGGACUGGAGUCCUAAUCUGUAAUUUAAAAGGAUUCCUCAUUUCAUAGCUACUCAUUGCAUGUAUUUGCUUUAUAGAAUAAAAACAGGCUUCUGACUAUUUUACUUGAAAUAUUGAUGUAUUUUAAAUAAAAUUCAGCA